Messenger RNA from Neoarius graeffei (lesser salmon catfish), 1632 nucleotides. RefSeq names its product leucine-rich repeat LGI family, member 2b (gene lgi2b). Gene Ontology annotation, molecular function: protein binding. Lineage: Eukaryota; Metazoa; Chordata; Actinopteri; Siluriformes; Ariidae. Gene Ontology annotation, biological process: inhibitory synapse assembly. The transcript is spliced from 8 exons. The record is from RefSeq and is a predicted model, not a curated record. Bases 1 to 1632 code for a protein of 543 amino acids.
AUGAACACUGCAGCUCGCGCUCCUCCUGUGCAGCUCUGUGCAUUCCUCCUUUUAUUCUUCUCAUGCUGUGUGAAUUCCUCAGGAGGAAAGCGUGUGUUUAAAUGUCCUUCAGGCUGCACCUGCACCACGGAGACCAUCAUCUGUGUUGGAUCAUCCUUCAUCCCACGGACUGUCCCUGCUGACAUCAGCUCUCUGAGUAUUGUUAAUGGCACUUUCCCAGAAAUCAGAGAAGCUACAUUUGCCCUGAUGCCAUCACUGCACUUGCUACUCCUUAAUUCCAACUCCAUCUCCUGCAUAAAGGACGACGCCUUCUCCGGACUUCCUCACCUUGAGUAUCUAUUCAUCGAGGGGAACAAGAUCGAGGAGCUCAGCAAACAUGCCUUCAGAGGACUUCGAGACGUCACACAUCUAUCUUUAGCGAACAACAAUAUGAAAAGUUUACCCAAAGGCCUGUUCUCUGACCUGCACUCUCUCAUAGAGCUAGAUUUGAGAGGAAACCAGUUUCAGUGUGACUGUCAGUCCUUGUGGUUGAUGUUGUGGCUAAAGAAGACAAAUGCGACGGUUUUAGAUGUUUACUGCACAGAGCCGGAGGAGAUGAAGGGCAUCUUGCUGAAGGACUUCCCCGAGAAACAUGCCAAGUGUGUCUCCACUGAUUUCAUUCCUCAUCAGACCAUAAACACUCAGUCCAUGUCAGCGGAUAUUUUCUCCUAUAAAGAAGACGUGUAUGUUGCUCUGGCUGUGCCGAACUCGGACAGCUGUAUCAUCAUGGAGUGGGAUCACAUCGAAACCCACUUUAGGCGUUUUGAUAAUAUCACAGGACGGUCCGUGAUUGGCUGUAGGUCGGUGGUGAUUGACCAGCAGGCGUUUGUGAUCGUCGCUCAACUCUUCGACGGCUCACGCAUCUACAAAUUUGACCAGGAGCAGAACCAGUUCACCAAAUUCCAAAUGGUGGAAAUGCUUAACGUGUCCAAGCCGAACGACAUUGAGGUGUUCCAACUCGGGGACGACUGGUUCUUCCUGAUCGUGGACAGCUCCAAAGCAGGCAUGUCCACCCUGUUCAAGUGGAACACCACCGGCUUCUUCCCGUACCAGUUUCUGCACGAGUGGUUCCGUGACACAGACGCAGAGUUCGUUGACCUGGACGGGAAGACCGUGCUCAUCCUGACGAGCCGUUCUCAGGUCCCCGUCAUCUACCAGUGGAACAAGAGCACCCAGACGUUUGUUCUCUUUGAGGACAUACCAAAUAUGGAUGACAUGGUGAGCGUGAAGGCCUUCAGGAUCGACCGCAUCCUCUAUCUGGCUCUGGCCUGCUACAUCGGAGACUCAAAAGUCCUCAAGUGGACCGGGAAGCAGUUUGAGGAAGUUCAGGGCUUCCCAUCACGUGGUGCGAUGGUCCUCCAGCCGUUUAGCUUCAGAGAUCAGCACUAUCUGAUCCUGAGCAGCGAUUACUCCUUCUCUCAGAUCUUCAGGUGGGACAAGGAGAAGCAGAUCUUCAUCAAAUUCAGGGAGGUGUACGUUCAGUGGCCUCGUUCUUUCACUCCAUUAUCGAUAGGUCAGCGUGAUUUUCUCCUCGCCACCAGUUUUAAGGGAAAAACGAAGGUUUUUGAACACGUCUCAGUCAAUUACAGCUGA